Messenger RNA from Labrus bergylta (ballan wrasse), 5247 nucleotides. RefSeq lists its product as uncharacterized. Lineage: Eukaryota; Metazoa; Chordata; Actinopteri; Labriformes; Labridae. Gene Ontology annotation, molecular function: protein binding. The record is from RefSeq and is a predicted model, not a curated record. Gene Ontology annotation, cellular component: nuclear envelope; membrane; meiotic nuclear membrane microtubule tethering complex.
UGUGAGGUACCUGCAGCAGGCAGCUUCGUGUUACCUGCAGCUCGUCAGUGUGUUUUCCUGCAGCACGGUGAAGAGAUCUCACCUGAGCAGGUGACUUCUCUCGAUCGGUUAUCAGACGAGUUCACGCCGAACGCUCACCUGGAUCACCGGAAGUGUUUUUUUUUUUGUAUGUUUCACCUGUUUUUUUUCCCUCUCAACUGCAAAGUCGGAGGAGUUUCACUUUUCACGCUUCCUGGAAUGAGCUCAUCCAGCAGCCGGCCGGUGAGUCAAGGUGAUGUGAUGUCACCAUGCCUGGAUUGCCAACAGACCCGCCCCCUUCAGAGCGCCACGGUGAUGCCGUCCUCUCUACAGCACGUAGCGACGCAGUGUCUGCAGAAGAAGUGAAGGAGAUGGAGCUGCGUGGGGAUCCCUCAGAGUCUCCACUGGAGCCGGACGAGGAGGAAACCCAGCAGGGGGGCGGCAGCUGGAGCCAAGAUGGAGACCUGCAGGAAUGUGGACAGCUGGAGAGGCGGUGGGUCCUCUGGCACGAGUUUAUGAAGGAACACGCCCACCUGGACGCCUGGCUGCGAUCGGCUGAGCGGGCUGUCAGUUCCCCAAGCCCCGCCCAUGUAACCUUCGUCAAGGCCAAGGAAGAACUGAGGAAGUUUGAGAGGCUGCAGUGCGACGCCCGUUCUCUGCUCGUCCGGUUGGACGGUCUCACCCACAGGAAUCGAACCCUAACUCGGCUCUUCCAAGGCGCCAUGCGGGCUCGACUGCUGGCGUCGACGAGGAACUGCGGGCAGCGAUGGGACGAUGUGAACGCCAAACUGGGAACCAUCACGGCUCGACUGAAGCCGUAUGUCUCGGAGUGGGAGGAGUUUGAGGCAGAGAGGGAGGAGCUUGCUCUCUGGUUGGCCGACCUGGACGUGCGUCUGAGCGAGGUCGAUCACCUGACGGGGAACACGUGUGAGAAGCUGCGACGGCUUCAGUCGUUCCAGGAGUGUGUGUGCGUGAACUCGGCCCGUGUGAACGCCCUGCUGCAGCGCGGCGAGGCGUUGAUCCAGAGGAGUGAACCCGCCGACGCUCAGCACGUAGAGAGCCGACUGCUGGAGCUGCUGCGCGGCUGCAGCUCCGCCUACAACAACAUCGCACGCACACACACUCGACUGCUGAGCAUGAGACUGGUGUUUGAGGACGACUGGAUUCUGUCUCAGGCGACAGACUCUGGUUGUCCCUCAGAGAGUCUGUUGGAGGAAGAGGGAGCACUCGAUAAGACCACCCUGGACCUCCCUGCACCGUCCAACCAUCGUAAAGGUAACCGACAUUCCUCCCCUGUACACCUCCCCCCUCCUCGUCCUGCUCCGUCCUCGCCCACCCAUGAGCACCUGGAGUGGGACCCCUCCGUCGAUAUCGGGCGGUCCGUCUCCCACGACGACGCCGACUCGUCCUAUUUCAGCGUCAGCGGAGGCCUGUGUCACAGAGACGGUCUGAAGAGGCGGAGCUACCUCAGCUCCCUCGGCUCGGAGUCUGAUAUCAACAAUGACAUCACCAACCAGGAAGCAGAUGUGCAUGCGGAGGGACGCCUCGACCACGCCCACUCCAGUGUCUUCUCACCAAUGCCGUUGCAGGAAGGCGGGACGUGGUUGAAAGGAGACCAGUGGUCGACCUCGACUCCUGACAGAGAAACUAGCUUUGAUGGCGGGCGUGUAAGGGCGUGGCUGGGAGAUCAAAGCCCCGCCCCUCCUGUGAGGAAGACUUCCUGUUGUAAAGCCGUGCAGACUGACGCCGAGGUGGAGGUGGGUGAAGUCAACCGUUACUUUGAUGGAAGCCACAUUGGUGCAACCAGCAACCAACUCUGCCAUGAUUACACCCAGCAGCCUUUUCCUGCCCCCUCCCCUUCAUCCAUACAUGACCCAAACACUUCCUCUGACGGGCUGAAUCAACAACACGGGCCAAAUCUUCAGGUUGAAGAAGAGCAGUCCAGUUGCGAAGAAGCCGAGCGCAGUUUCUCCGAACAAAGUGUGACCUCCAGCAGCCCGGCCCCCUCCUCCUCUUUCCCCUCCCCCACUCUCCUCUACCUCCUCCUGCCUGCAGCUCUGGUCCUCCUGGCCUGUCUGAUGUGGGUCGCCCUGGAGCCGCCGUGCCAGCGCAGCAGCAGUUUGCCUCGGAGCUUCCACCUGGCCCUCAGAUACGUCAACGGACCCCCGCCUACCUGAAGACCUUUCAGAGACUCUCACAGACAGAGUUUGAACAAAGCACUUUUUUCUCAGGAUCUCUAGGACGAAGGUUUGCAGCUCACCGUGUCAACAAGUUGCUCAUUUCAAAUUCCCCACAAAGAUUUAAAUGUUUGACAGAAAUCUGCAGAAACAUCAGGAGGAACCCUGAGAUGAUUAGAACUCGACUGAAGGUGUUUAACAUGCCUCAACAAUCACAGAAACAGAAGUUCUGUUUUCUUUUCCCACUGUGUGUUCACAUCAUUAUCAUGGAGCUUACAUCAUCUUUUGGAGCUACUCAUCUUCUCCAGCUACUCAUGGCCGCGAUCAUGCUCCAGAAAAGCACCCAGUGGCACAUGGCAAAACCAAGACGCUGAAGUUGACAGUGCCUUUCCAAAAGUUUACACUCUGGAACCAGUUUUCCAAAAAAACUUGUAGUUUAAACAAUCAGCCAAACAUUACAAAAGGUUUCUGUUCUUGACAUAAAUCGUCUCGUACAGGUGGACUUACUUUGAAACUACGGUUAUCAUGUGUUAUUUUGACAGAAUUAGGAAGUAUUCAGUCACACAUUUAAGCUCAAGUAUAGCUUCAUAAGACGCUCCUCAUUCAAUGAAACAUAUGAACAAGUACGACUUAAAUCUUGUUAAAUCACGACCCUCAUAUGAAUCUGUAACUGCCUUGUUCCACCACAACAACGCGCUCCUGAUAUCUCACUUUGUUGUGGAAAAGAUUGUAAAAAAGCAGAUUCUGGUUGUUGAACUGAUCUGUGCUAAUGUAGCUAAAGUUAAUGCAAAGGAUGCAGCUAAUAAGCUAGCUUCAUGCCUUAAUGCCUGUAAUGUGUCUGAUAUCAAAAUGAUGAGUGUGUGUGUGUGUGUGUGCCUCGUUACACUGGGAUAGCACUUGGAUUGGAUUCAUGAAGAUGUCCACAGAACAAGUCGGUGCAGCAUGACGAGUUAGGAAACGUUUUCCAGUCAACAACAAGUCUAAGAGACGUUUUUUUUUUUUUUUUGACUGCUGACCUUUUCCUGAACCUCCAAGGCUUUAAGAAAAAGAGUUUUCUUUAUUCGUCCAGUCUUUACUUGAAGCUCUCUUUAAGACAAAUCUUCCUGCAGAGACUUAAAACAAACCUGCAGCAGAGAGAUAAUCUAUCACAGCAGAGAUCCGGCCCGUUGUUUGUUUGUUUGUUUGUUUGUGUGCUGCGUUGGUGCAGUCUGAGCUCUUAGAGGCUCACACAUGAUGGAUGACAUACUUUGCAGUUAUAGUUUCAUGUUUCUGCAAGUUGAAUUUUACACACACACACACACACACACACACACACACACACACACACACACACACUGUCCUGAGUGUUUGCACAGGUUUAUGUGGAGUCCCUGUUCAGAGCGCUUACAGGAGUAAGACGGGGGGAAGCAUCGAGUAUAAAAGUGAUGAAAUGUGUGGAGUGAUAUCUAUUAAAGAGUCUGAAGCGUGUAAAACAUCUGUGCAGACUCAGAAAGGGAAGAAUGUCAAGAUUUAUUCUAGGGUGCGUUCACACCUGAGUCGUUGCUCUUUGUCGUUUUUGGUUUGGGAUGAUAUGAACUCGGUAACGAACUCUGGUGCGGACCAAAGAACUGAACUCUGAUCCAUUUAAAAACAGGGGUCUUGGUUCCCUUCCAAGUUCACCACCAGAGUGCACAGUGCACUGUGGGCUGAAUUUGGCCAUCUGCCAACAAUGUCUGAUAGGUUGGCAGCGCGGGGCUGACGUUAACAUAGCAUUGUGAUAUCUUGGAUUAAGAUUUGAAUCUGGACUUGUCAGGUGAAUGUUUCUUAGACUAACUUUAACCUAAACCUAAAUUAGAUUAGAACACACUUGCAUAGAUUUAUUUUUUUCAGUGCACAUGCACCGCUCUGUUCCGCCGUUCAGCCUCCGAUGUUCUGCAGCGAUCCCGUCCUGCUCCUGGAAUGUCUCAGUUAUGAUCUUUGAUGCUGGUGUUUGUGCAGAGAAGUUCAUGCCAGUUGUGACACUUCCACCUGUUUGUCCCCGAGAUUAUCGAGGUGUAUGUUAUUCUCAGCAGUCAUACAUUUUUUAUCAGAACAACGGCACAGCGGUGGGACGACUUUGUCUCACUAUAUCGUUAGCUGACUUGCUCUUGAGAAUCUUCUAAACAUUAAUGUUUUAAUCACCGACAGGAUCUGAACAUUACGGAGAUGACUCUUCAUGUUGAGAAAAGGUGUUUGUUUAUGAGCAGAAGCAGCUGUUAAAUUUGUCUCUUCAAAGCCACCAGACUCCUUUCACAAAAACAAUCAUUUAACCCCGCACAACACGGGAGUUGAUGAUCUACCGCUGCAUACAGACUUUGUGAUAUUCUCUGAUUUUGUGCAAAUAUUGGCGCUUUAAAAGGUUUUUUUUUAGAUCCAAUGCAAAAACAUAACACAUCAAAACAAACUCCUCAAUGCAGCGAAACAAAUCCAACACAUGCAUGUUGUUGAAGGUAAAAUCAGCAUUUUAUUCAAUGGAGUCCGGUGGAUUUGACGACCGGAUGAAAACGGCUAUUUCUGAUUAAAAAUAUGAUCUUUCUCUAAGAGUUGACCUCUGCAGAGAUCCUCUGUGUAAAAUCUGAAAGACACAUUUUAGUGUGCAUGUUUAGAUUCUCAGGGCGUGUUGAGACCCUGAUAAUCGAGAUUGCAGACGUAUCAGUUUGUCUUGUAUAUAGCCCAGGUUUGAGAAUAGCAGAUCUGCUGCAGCGAUAAUUAUUUGAUGUAGUUGUGACUGAAGAGUGGAGUAGAAGAAGCCGUUUGAUGGAGCUUCCUCACUUAAUGAAUCCUCCAUGUCUGGUGUCCUGAGGGGAUGGUGUCACUCCGGGUUGCAUCAAGUUUUAAUAUCAGGAGGAUUCAUUUCAACCUGCUGUCUGCAGGUCUCUGCAUGAAGAAGAUAAAGGUGAACGUUUAAAGGCUUCCUCAGUAAAGGGAACUUGCUCAACAAACUGCUGCAUACAACAUUUCGCUUUUUGUACUUGCUUUUGUUUUGCUUUUGUACAUGUUUAAAAAUAAGAAAUAAAAUGAAAUGUAUGGAUUA